Molecule: messenger RNA, 881 nt
Organism: Gilbertella persicaria
Lineage: Eukaryota; Fungi; Mucoromycota; Mucoromycetes; Mucorales; Choanephoraceae
Exons: 3
Coding region: 333-671 (112 amino acids)
Source: RefSeq, a predicted model, not a curated record
ACCGUCUCCAAGCUAAAAUAUAUCUGAUUUUGAUUGGAUAGAAUACAUGAUUCAUCAUGAAAUAGAAGACGCAGAAAAUAUGAGCGCGUAUCUCCCUUUCUUGUAUGUUAUUUUAAUGCAAAACCCUCCUCAACUUUAUCUAUAAAAUUUCAUCCCAACGAGCAAAUCACGAAUCGGUUGGUUGCUCCGACGAGUCUUGAGUAUUUCCAAAAGGAGAGAAAGCCUAUUUUGGCAGUACUUCCAUUAGUUUCCCCCAACAACAGAAAGAGUGCCAAUUAGAUUGCUUCCCAAACCACGGUGUGCAAAGAGGGAAAAUAUAGGAGACGUAUCACAUGAGUUCUUGUUUAUGCCAUGCUUUAUUUCUCGCUCUCAAAAUGAUCCCUCAAGUCGUUCGUCCUUCUAUUGCUACUAUCUCUAAGCGUUUUUUGGUCCGUACUUACUUUGCUUCUCGCGUUUCUGCCUUUUCUCAUCAAGAAGCCAACUAUCAACUUGAAAAGGCUCAUCAUCAAGUUGCUCCCUUGACUGAUUCUACCCUUUAUACUCCUCAAGGCCACACCUCAACUCCUGCUCCUGCUUCUACUUCUUCUACCUCUGCUUCUAUCAACACCAGUAGCGAUGAAAACACGGCUUCUGUCUUUACCCCUUCUGUAAAUGCUAUCUUUGACGACUAAUUGAGUUGUCUAUAGUUCUUCUGUAAAUAAUCCUCUCUGUCCUUUCUAAUCAUGCAUACCAAUACUCUUAAUAAAAUGUCAAUUUUUUUCCUGGCUUGUGAAAUCACAGAUGUUGUUCCGAAAAUAAGUCACGUACUCUAAACUAUAAUAAUAUGCCAGCCGAUAACUCCAUCAAGAUUUUCUCAGGUAAUGCCUCUCCUGCACUUGCCG